Messenger RNA from Rhagoletis zephyria (snowberry fruit fly), 447 nucleotides. RefSeq names its product protein BUD31 homolog. Lineage: Eukaryota; Metazoa; Arthropoda; Insecta; Diptera; Tephritidae. The record is from RefSeq and is a predicted model, not a curated record. Gene Ontology annotation, cellular component: nucleus; spliceosomal complex. Gene Ontology annotation, biological process: mRNA splicing, via spliceosome.
AUGCCCAAAGUGCGAUCCGUCCGCAACCGAACCCGCCAGCCGCCGGAGGGCUGGGACCUGAUCGAGCCGACCAUCGAGGAGCUGGACGCGAAGAUGCGCGAGGCGGAGACCGAGUCACACGAGGGCAAGCGCCGAACGGAGGCACUCUGGCCGAUCUUCAAGAUCCACCACCAGCGAUCGCGCUACAUCUUCGACCUCUUCUACAAGCGCAAGGCCAUCUCCCGCGAGCUGUACGACUACUGCAUCAAGAAUCGCAUCGCCGACGCCUCCUUGAUCGCCAAGUGGAAGAAGCAAGGCUACGAAAAUCUGUGCUGCCUGCGCUGCAUUCAGGCUCGUGACACCAACUUUGGCACCAACUGCAUCUGCCGCGUUCCCCGCGAGAAACUCGAAGAGGGCCGCAACAUUGUCGAGUGCAUUCACUGCGGCUGCCGAGGCUGCUCUGGUUAA